This is a messenger RNA of Ipomoea nil (Japanese morning glory), 1950 nucleotides long. RefSeq names its product protein CHLOROPLAST IMPORT APPARATUS 2-like. NCBI's taxonomy places the organism in Eukaryota, Viridiplantae, Streptophyta, Magnoliopsida, Solanales, Convolvulaceae. The record is from RefSeq and is a predicted model, not a curated record. The transcript has 3 exons. Bases 517 to 1704 code for a protein of 395 amino acids. Gene Ontology annotation, biological process: regulation of DNA-templated transcription. Gene Ontology annotation, molecular function: protein binding. Gene Ontology annotation, cellular component: nucleus.
CACCCCCCACCCCGUGACUCUCAUCCUUCCCUCCUCUCAAUUUCCCUUUAAUUAUUACUCCGUGUUUAUAUUUAAACCGCAAUUUAUCUCCUCAGAUAUUUUCUCUUGCCUUCUGGCUUCUCUGCAUAUUCAUCCAUGCUUCUUUGCUAAUCCUGUGUAGUAUAAGAUUACACCUCGAUGACUCCAAGGUAGAUUUUUGAGGUUUUGUAAUUAAAUUAAACCCUUAAAUCCUUUUUUUUUUUGGGGGGGAUUUUAUAAAGGCUCUGGUAUCUUCUAGUCUUUGAAAAAAAUUUCACACUUUUUUAGGGUUUAGGGUUCUUCACCUUCUUCAACGUGUAGCUCUCUGACUCCCAGUAUUUUGUUGCCAAUUGUUGUUUCUGGGCAGAGCAUCUUUUCAUAUUGGCCAAUAUGGGAAUGAGAAUUGGGUUUUAUAGCCAAAAAUGUGUGUGAAAGUGUGAAAGUCUUUUGAGUUGGAUUCAUUUUUCUGGUUUCUGGUUCCCCUGUUUUCUGGUAAUAAUGCUUUCUUCUUUGAGUGGGGGUGGGAUAGGGUAUAAAUUGGAGCUUGAGAUAAUAAGGUCUCCAUCGACAUCGUGGGCGUCGCAGUCGUCUUCUCCGUCGUCGACUCUCUCGGAGAACAGUAAUUCUCCGGUUGCAAUCUCCACCCGGAAGCCUCGGACGCCUCGGAAGCGGCCGAACCAGACCUACAAUGAAGCCGCGGCGCUUCUAUCCACGGCGUAUCCCAAGAUAUUCUCGGCGACGUUGAGAAACCCGCCUUGCAAGUUCACCGGACCUAACCAGCCAUUUUCCGCCUCCUCCGACCUUCUCCUGCCGUUCUCCGCGCUAGACGGCGGUUGCGAUGGCUUUCUCCUACAAUCGCCGGUUGAGCGGAUCCUGAACCGACGCCCUGCCGCUCCUCGCAAACUGCUCGCCGGCUGCGGGAGCCCUAGGGAAAUCGACUCCAAUUCGCUGCUGAGGUUCGAGGAUUGCGAUGAUUUCGAGGAGGAUUUUGAGUCGGAGUCGAUUUUGGAUGAGGAGAUUGAAGAGGGAGGGAUCGAUAGCAUCAUGGGGAAGCUCAGCGAGAGCAACGAUUCGGCGCCGGAGGCGGAAUGGAUGCGCGCCUGUUACGGAUUUCCGAUUGGGAUGGGAUUUAAGGCGAUAAAGCAGGCCGAUAAUGGAGAUUGGUGGAGAUUUCCGAUCGCGAGCAUUAACGUCGCCGAUAUCACCCCGAAAGCUGAGAAAUCUCCGCCGCCGGCGACGGAGAAGAAGAAGAAGAAAAAGAAAGUUGAAAAGCCGGCUGAAUUUAGGGUAAACGACAAAGACUGCUCAUCUUCUUCAGCUCAAAGUGCAUCCAAAGAGGAGGAAUCCAGCAUUCCCAAGCCGAAAUCGGCCGGUUUGCUCCUAAAAUUGAACUACGACAGCGUUUUGACGGAGUGGACGGACCGCCCGUCGCCGUUCUCCGAUGAAAGUCCGUGCUCCGACGCUGCCGGAACUGAUGUCCAAGCUAGAUUGGCACAAAUAGACUUAUUCUUAGAGAGCGGAGUGAGAGAAGCGAGUGUAUUGCGUUAUAAAGAAAAACGACGUACGCGCCUCUUCUCUAAGAAAAUUAGAUACCAAGUCAGAAAAGUCAAUGCUGAUCGACGACCUAGAAUGAAGGGGCGUUUUGUGAAAAGUCCAAAUUCUCCCGACGAUAGCGAGCAAGGAUGAUGACCAAUAAGCCAGCAGGCAUUUUUCAAUUAGAUAGGAGUUUGGUCACCACAUUCCUUGGCAUCUGUACUUUUUUGUUUAUUCUUCUCGAUUAUGCUACUAUUUUAUUUUUAUUUUUAUUUUUAUCAUUAUUUGCCUGAUUUUGUUUUUGGACAUAUAUUGAGCAAGGAAGAUAGACUGGUUGCUAAGGGAUCAAGCGGAUUAAAUGAUUAUUAAUAAUAUAUAGUCCAAAAGUCAGUUUUCCCA